Messenger RNA from Aplosporella prunicola CBS 121167, 990 nucleotides. RefSeq lists its product as uncharacterized. The transcript has 3 exons. Lineage: Eukaryota; Fungi; Ascomycota; Dothideomycetes; Botryosphaeriales; Aplosporellaceae. The record is from RefSeq and is a predicted model, not a curated record. The coding region runs from base 132 to 869 and encodes 245 amino acids.
UUCUGGUAUCACUGCCUGGCGGAAACCUGAUUACCGAGAAGUAUCUAAGACCUUAUCAUUUUACCCCUUGCCAAAUCUCUCUAUAAACUCCCCCACAAACGAAUAACCUCGACCUGUUCCAGUUCACGAGAAUGCCUUGUUCCGGGGUCUUCGACGACGUAACUGUUCACACGGCGAAAUGCUCCAUAUGCAACCGUAGAAACAUCUCAACUCUCAAGAAAUGCAUCGACUGCGGCCAGCAGGUCUGCAGACUUUGUUAUGUCGAAAAGAAUGGCACUCAUGGCCUGGAUUUAUUCAACCUUUCAACACCACGCUCUCAAUUGGCAUCAGUAGGUCGACCUGCGGUCAGCCAAGCAUCGACAAUGGGAGCGGCUAUCGAUGCCUCUUCUGCGAGUCUAUUGGGCCUGAGUACUAAUGCUUCGGCAACCAGCCGCGAUCAAUCAACGACCGAGGCAGAUACAGAAGCCAUUAACAGUGAUGAACGUGAGGAGCCUGACGUUGCGACUGUCCCAUCCCUCGUGAGGAGGUGGUUGUGUUUCGAAGAAGCGAAGGAUCGGCUUGCUCUGCACCUCCCAGGAAGCCGAGACAAACUGUGCCAGUAUCUCCAGUCAGAAGCCGACAAAGAAUACAGAAGAAUGAGUGAGGAGGAACGCGCCCUUGCCCACUCACUCAGGCCCCCCAACGAAACCCAAGGCUCAUUUACUGCCGCACAACCUACGGAACUCAGUGGAGUUAUGCCUACACAGAUUCAAGCAAUUCAAGCCCAGGUUGGAAUCACGUCUUACGCUGAGUCUGAUACAGAGAGCGGCAAACAAAUGCGUCAUUACGACACGCCAUCCGCUCGCGUUGAUAGCGACAAUGGUGAAUAGUGGGGUUAUAACAACUGCUUCAUGGAUUUUUUCUCCCCAAAACUCACAAAUGGUUUUCUGGCUCUUCUAUUUUUCACAACACAACUCCACUGCCUCAAGGUUUCGCUGAAAGUUUCAGUUA